GAAUCUUGAGAAGCGAAAGCAGCUCCCCCAACCGUUAUAGUCGUGAGCAAAUAUUCGUGGUCUCUUUUGUUUCCAAAGGCAGGUGCUACUUACGACUUUCUCCCCCACAUCCACUGCUCUACCACACAUUUCUACAACCUCAUCCUUCACGGCUUUUGUAUCUCCAUCGAACUCCAACCCAAUUUUCGUAUCACAAUCAUGACACAUCAAUUCGGUAUCUCCACAAUGUCCUUGGGACGAGCAUGGGUUCAUGAGUUAGAACCGAAGCUGGAUCAGGCAGCGAAAUAUGGCUACACCGGCGUCGAGAUCUUCUAUGAGGACUUGGUAUAUCACGCCAAAAAGUACCCAGGAGGUGAAACACCAGAGAACCAAAUAAAGGCCGCCGAAGACAUCCACUCUAUGUGCAAGGCCAGAGAUCUCAGUAUUAUCAACAUCCAACCAUUCAUGCACUACGAAGGUCUCAUCGACCGUCAAAAGCACGCCGAGAGGAUUGAAGAUCUCAAGUUAUGGUUCAAGCUUGCACAUGCUCUUGAGACGGACAUGAUCGCCAUCCCUGCUUCCUUCUUGCCCGAAUCAGAGACCACUAGCGACAUGUCCGUCAUCGUCGCCGACCUCCAAGAAGCAGCCGAUUUGGGCGCAGCUCAAGAUCCUCCGCUCCGCUUUGCCUACGAAGCCCUGUGCUGGAGCACACAUUGUUCGACCUGGGAGCAGAGCUGGGAAGUCGUGUCUCAAGUCGACAGACCAAAUUUUGGAUUAUGCCUGGAUACAUUCAACAUCGCUGGCCGCAUCUACGCAGACCCCACACAGGCUUCUGGCAAGCGACCAACAGCAGACGCCGACCUUGCUACCGCUAUCGCAGCAAGACUCGUCCGUCCUGACAAGCUCUUCUUUGUGCAAGUAGUAGAUGCCGAAAGAUUAUCCUCGCCUUUGGUCAAGGGUCAUCCCUUCUACGACCCUGAGCAACCGGCCCGUAUGUCAUGGUCUCGCAACUGCCGACUAUUUUAUGGUGAACAGGACCGUGGAGGUUAUCUGCCUGUCCGCGAAAUCUUGAAGGCCAUCUUGCACGACUUGGGAUACAGUGGAUGGUUGAGCUUCGAGCUAUUCAACCGUUCCAUGGCGGAUCCCAGCCCGGAAACACCAGCCGAGCAUGCUCGUCGCGGUGCCGAGUCAUGGGAGAAGAUGGUCGCCGAUCUGGAGCUCAACGGCCAUGCUGCUGAUAGUGCUGUCAGUGUUGGCUCGUCUGCUGUCAAGGCAUAAUGUAACAUCCUUUCCAUCAACUGCAUCAUCACAUUCCAGGCGUUCUUGCAUACUUGUACAUACCUUAGAUAUCUCAAAGUUAUCAACACCAAUUCAACCU
This is a messenger RNA of Aureobasidium pullulans EXF-150, 1357 nucleotides long. Its product is annotated as xylose isomerase-like protein. Lineage: Eukaryota; Fungi; Ascomycota; Dothideomycetes; Dothideales; Saccotheciaceae. The coding region runs from base 226 to 1257 and encodes 343 amino acids. The record is from RefSeq and is a predicted model, not a curated record. The transcript has a single exon.